Molecule: messenger RNA, 1352 nt
Organism: Oncorhynchus keta (chum salmon)
Lineage: Eukaryota; Metazoa; Chordata; Actinopteri; Salmoniformes; Salmonidae
Product: putative protein PTGES3L
Exons: 7
Coding region: 127-612 (161 amino acids)
Biological process (GO): protein folding; chaperone-mediated protein complex assembly
Cellular component (GO): cytosol; nucleus
Molecular function (GO): protein-folding chaperone binding; Hsp90 protein binding
Source: RefSeq, a predicted model, not a curated record
UGCAGGUCCUAGUAGAUAGACUGCUAACUAUUCUGAGUAGGCUACUUGCUUUCUCAGUCAACUUCAAAAGAACCAUAAACGUCCAGGAGCAUAUUAUCUCCCUAGAAUCAACAAAGUACCAACAAGAUGGCCAUGUUACCAAAAAACCUUCCCAGACCAGAGGAGUGUCAAGGAGCACAGACUCUAUGGUAUGACAAGAAGAAAUAUGUAGCCAUCAACUUCAUGGUGCAAAACCCCAAGGAUGUUGAGGUUGAUAUUCAGGAUACCUAUAUAGUUUUAAGUUGCAAAGACGUUGAUGACAACAACAUGUACAAUCACAUUUACUUCUACGACAAAGUAAUGAAAUUCGACUCUCAAGUGAAAAUCUAUGAUCGCAGUAUCCACAUCUUGAUCAGGAAGGUUAAAGAAAAUGUAGCAUGGCCUCGCCUUCAGAAAGAUGCCAAUCUCAAGCCAAAUUGGAUGGCUGUAGACUUCGAAAACUGGAGAGACUGGGCGAACGAAGAGGAUGAGGGAAUGGCGGAGUACGAACAAUAUGUGGAAAUGAUUCAGGAUAUAGGGAGCAAGAAAGGCGCGCCACCUGCGAUGGAUGAUCUUGAUGAUCUGAGUGAUUGAACAUUUCUGAAGAGAGCCUUUCUCCGCAUUGGACGUGGUGGACGUGGAUUGAGUCGUCAAAGCCAUGUCGAUGGACUUUGUGUAUUUCCUGAUGAUGGUUUACUAUGAAUGUGAUGUGAAUGAAUGUUGUGUAUUGCUAAAUGUGUUUUCACUGGUGAUGUUUUCUGUGUAAUUUAUCAUGUUUUAUUGAAUGUGUUAUUUAUUAAAUCAACUGAAGCAGGGGCAUCAUGCAACCCAAAAAUCUGAGGGGGUACAAAGACAAAGAACAGGAUGGCUGGGGGGUGGUGGCCAUAUGUUGGAGAAUUGUGCAUAUUUCAAACAUCUGAAAUAGAUUUCCCCUGCUAUCUAGAGCCAUAUUCAUUUUUCUUAAUUCUUUGUAAAAAAAAACAUGUCUAUUUUUCCUGCAUAUCUAAGCUAAAAUCUGGGUAAAAGAUUGAAAGGAAUGAGAGUCUUAUUCAGUACAUUUACAGUUAUUGUUUAUUUUUAUAGUCUACCAACUUUUCCUGCAGGAAUGUCUAUAGGAAUGUAGAUAGUUAGACAAGCUAGCUACUUGAUUGAUAGCCUGAAAUGGCCUCUUGGUAGUUAGUUGGGAGAUUGGGAACCUAUCUGGGCUAGCGAAAGCCAACUCUAUAAUAUUGCUUCGUGAUUACCUUUUACUGCAGUGGGCUAAAUCAGGGUCACACAGAGUAUUUCUGGGUAGUCCUAAACAAAUCUACUUUGAAAUAAAAGUAUACACCCCA